GUAAAUUGUUCCUUUUUCUGUAUUAUAAAACGUUUUCCAAUAAAGUUUAUUAAAAUCCAAAAAAAAGAAGAAGAAGAAGAGGAAGGACGCUUUCGGUCACGUGACCUCCUCUCACAGGACGCGCCAAAGCCAAACGUCCCAUCUGUGAAAACUGUUUCAUUUCUCAGACUCAGUGGAAAUCCUGUUUCACAAUGGAGGAAUCAGAGCGCAUCAGCAUGAUGAUGAUGUAUGAGGACGAGUCGGUGGAAGUUCGUUAUAGAAACGGCGCUCAGCUCCAGCUGUCACCGUGUGGCAGUGAAUUCCUCCUGCUUAAAGUCACAGAUCCUCACAGACAUCCUCUGCAGCCCACCGAGCGAGUCCGACAGAGGACCAGGUUUACUAUUAGUGCUUAUAAGGAGCUGAUGGUCACCGCCUUGGCAUUCAGGAAUCAGUAUGCCAGUCGGCCUUAUCUUCCAUCAGAGCUCAUCACUGCCAACGAGAUCAAGCCUUUUUUCACUAUUGACUGCAGCGUUACAUGGCCUGAGUGGUCCUCUUAUGAGCCCGAGUUUGGACCUGCAGGCGAGAUCACCGUUAGGUCAGAGGAGGGCCGAGCUGCAUUGGUGCUGUCGCCCUCAGGUGAGGAGUUCUCUGUGGAAUUCACCUGUAACCUCAGUCGACCUCUGCAGCAAACUGGAUGGGGUUUAAACAAAGAUGCUGAUGGUGGCCUGAAGGGUCUGCAGCAAGAAAACAAUCUGAUUUGCAGAAAUACUGAUGAUCAGGAAGAACAGAUGCAUCCCGGGAAGCAGUCUGUUUCUGCAAAUCUGAAAAUCACUAAUCAACCAAAGCCUGAACAGAUGUACCAGACCACCACAGUUAUAAAGCAUCACUCUUGCAUCGCCGUUGACCCUGCAUGGACCUAUGCUCUUUCUUUAGCUCGGCAUCACUGGACAUCCUGCUUCUCCAACAGUACAGUCACAACAGCUGAAGAAGCCAGGCAGGCUGGCGAGGGAAGGGAAAUAUCUGACAAAAAUCCUAACAACAGAGUGUGCCAGCUUCCCCAGGCUCUUCCUCUUUCAUGUCCAUCACCUCAUUGGCAUAGGUGGAAGAUGAAAGACUCUCUCCUUGGAGAAGAAGAGUCGGAUCUGCCUAUGGAGCUUGUAAAAAUUGUAUGGUGUCAAGGAGUCACAUACAGGAUAUUGAAUGGAGCUGUCCCAGUGGUAGAGGUUUCCCCAGGAGAUGGCUCAGUGAUGCGCUCCAACGGCUUCCUAAACUCCUAUUUUACUCACCACAAACCUAAGCUCCAAUCAGAGGAGGUAAGAGAAGUAACGUAUCAUUUAAGCAGCCUUCCCCCUGAUAUACCUGGACAGUUGUACUCUGUGGGCUCUAUCGUGAGUCGUGCCAACAGGAUUCUUGCUUGUUAUAACCAGGCCAAGAGUUUACUAAAGUUUCCUGCUCUGCCUUCCUGCCUGCAACAGGACAAACACAUUAGUGAACCAACAUUUCCAGAGCGCAAUCUGUCCAGUGAAGUGCCUGUAACAAAACUCUUAAAUCCGCCACAGACUGAGGGAAGUGUCUCAGAUGUUGUUGCUGCAGAACUGGAAAAGAUAAAACGGUUCAACUUUCUGCUGGAGAACAACCACCUGCUGAGAAAUAAAACUGAGUCUGGAAAAUCAGAAGCAACAUCUUUACAGAUCACACCAGAGGAAGCAGUAAAUGAGGACUACAUUGCUGCAGCUCUUCAAAGGACCUCUGAAACAAUUAAGGAAAUUGAUGAGCUCAUAUCAGCCGCCACACUGAAUUAAGAACUAAAUGUUUUUCCCCUCGUCUAUCAAGUUUGUUGCUGGAAUUAAUAUAUGCAUGGAGUCUAAA
Cyprinodon variegatus (sheepshead minnow) is the source of this 1848-nucleotide messenger RNA. It is a transcript of the gene cunh5orf34, whose product is annotated as chromosome unknown open reading frame, human C5orf34. The transcript is spliced from 11 exons. The record is from RefSeq and is a predicted model, not a curated record. The coding region runs from base 192 to 1781 and encodes 529 amino acids. NCBI's taxonomy places the organism in Eukaryota, Metazoa, Chordata, Actinopteri, Cyprinodontiformes, Cyprinodontidae.